This is a messenger RNA of Diabrotica balteata, 6504 nucleotides long. NCBI's taxonomy places the organism in Eukaryota, Metazoa, Arthropoda, Insecta, Coleoptera, Chrysomelidae. The record is from the annotation of a GenBank genome assembly.
CUUCUUAUGAAAUUACAAACAGCCAGGCACAAAGUCUGAAGACAAUUACACAAAUUAAAAACAUGAUAAAACGGAAAUAUAAAUCCCCAUCAAUUCUAUUUGAAGGGAGACGAUUUAAAUAGUGUAAAAUUCGUUCGAAAUUUAUCCCGGAAAGAAUCAAGAUGAUGCUAGGAAGGAAGCAGAGCUUAAAAGGGGAACCCAUUUUGGCUGAUUAUGGACCUGAUGAGGCUUUCAACGAAAGCGCAGAUAUUGAAUGGGUGAACAAGAGAUGGGUACGACGUUUGAUGAGAACAUGUGCUCUGCUAAGUCUGGCCUCUGUAAGUUGCAAUACUCCAAAAACCUUCGAGAAAUUCCAUUUUAUGCAGACUACCACCUUUUCUGUCGAUGCUGUUGUCACAAUUCUUUUUACCUCUGAAAUGAUAGCCAAAAUGCACAUAAGGGGAAUUCUGAAGGGCGAUCGACCUUACCUCAAAGACCACUGGUGCCAAUUUGAUGCAAGUAUGGUGUUUUUUCUUUGGAUAUCGGUUAUUUUGCAAGUUUUCGAAAUGCUUAGCAUAGUUCCACGAUUCAGCUACUUAUCCAUAUUAAGAGCACCGAGACCAUUGAUCAUGAUAAGAUUUUUGAGAGUAUUUCUGAAGUUUUCUAUGCCUAAAUCUCGGAUAAAUCAGAUAUUCAAGCGAUCGAGUCAGCAAAUCUACAACGUGACAUUAUUUUUCCUUUUCUUCAUGUCACUGUAUGGCUUAUUGGGAGUGCAAUUUUUCGGAGAGUUGAAAAACCACUGCGUCACAGUUGAUACUGCCGAACCAAAGGAAAUAACAAUUAACAGUUUAGCCAUACCUGACACAUAUUGUUCUCUGGAUCCUUCGUCUGGCUAUCAAUGUCCUGAAGGAAUGAAAUGCAUGAAGCUGGAGGGAGUUUCCCGUUACAUUAUCGGCUUCAAUGGAUUUGAUGAAUUCGUAACCAGCUUCUUUACCGUCUACCAAGCAGCGUCACAAGAAGGAUGGGUUUUUAUAAUGUACAGAGCGAUCGAUUCAUUACCUGGUUGGAGAGCAGUUCUAUACUUCAGUACGAUGAUUUUCUUCCUAGCUUGGUUGGUCAAGAAUGUUUUCAUAGCUGUUAUCACUGAAACUUUUAACGAAAUACGGGUGCAAUUUCAACAAAUGUGGGGUAUACGGGGACAUAUUCAAAACAGCACUGCUUCUCAGAUAUUGAUUGGUGACGACAGAGGAUGGAGACUGGUUACCUUGGACGAAAAUAAACACAGCGGAUCAGCACCGGAAUUUUGUCAUAAAAUUUUAAGAUCUCCCCAUUUCCGACUGAUAGUGAUGUGCGUAAUACUAGCAAAUGGCAUCGUUACAGCCACAAUGCGGUUCGAGCACGACGAAAGGCCUAGACAUGUCUUUUACGAAAAAUAUUACUACAUAGAACUGGGAUUUACAGCUCUCCUGAAUUUGGAAACUAUUUUUAAAAUUUGGUGUUUGGCAUGGAGGGGAUACUGGAAACAUUCCAUUCAUAAAUUCGAGUUGUUGUUAGCUAUCGGCACUACGAUCCAUGUUAUUCCAGGCUUUUAUAUGACCGGAUUUACGUACUUUCAGGUUUUGCGAGUUGUAAGGCUGAUCAAAGCAUCGCCCUUAUUAGAAGACUUCGUUUAUAAAAUUUUUGGUCCUGGAAAAAAAUUGGGAAGCCUGAUUAUAUUCACUAUGUGUUUGCUAAUAAUCUCUUCUAGUAUUUCGAUGCAGUUGUUUUGUUUUUUGGAUUUUGCUAAAUUUGAAACUUUCGCCGAAGCAUUUAUGUCUAUGUUCCAAAUAUUGACGCAGGAAGCUUGGGUCGAAGUGAUGGAUGAAACAAUGUUGAGGACGAGAUCGAUGUUAGCGCCACUAGUUGCUGUAUAUUUUAUUUUAUAUCAUUUGUUUGUUACGUUGAUCGUGUUAAGUUUAUUCGUAGCAGUUAUCUUAGAUAAUUUGGAACUUGAUGAAGAUAUUAAGAAACUGAAACAGUUGAAAUACAGAGAACAGAGUGCAGAAAUUAAGGAAACAUUACCCUUUCGUUUAAGAAUAUUUGAAAAGUUUCCUGAUAGUCCUUUAAUGGUAACUCUACACAAAGUACCUUCUGACUUCAAUCUACCAAAGGUAAGAGAAAGUUUCAUGAGACAAUUUGUUUAUGAAACUGAAGAUGACGAAAAUUCUGAGGGAGGAAUCAAAAAAUUGUGCGAAGAAGUAUUCGACACCAAGGUUAUCUACAGGAAACAAAAACCAUUAAAAAUUUUAAAUAACUUAACCAAAGUGAGAACUGUUAAUUUGAAGCUCAAGAAGACAGCAGUGGCUCAAAUCGUAAAUGACUCGAACAACCAAAGACUGAUGUUGGGCGAUUCUUCAAUGAUACCAGUUCCAGGAAGCAAAGGGCCUUUAAAACCUCAAGGAACCGUAAACAGUAUGAAACAGUUACGUAUCGAUCAUAAGAAAUUUGGUUCGCGAUCAAUCAGACGAAGUGUACGCAGUGGUUCUAUUAAGCUGAAACAAACCUACGAACAUUUGAUGGAAAAUGGUGAUAUCGGUGUCAACAGGGUCACGUCAAACAGAGCCCGACCUCACGAUCUGGACAUUAAGUUAUUACAAGCCAAAAGACAACAAGCAGAAAUGAGAAGAAAUCAGCGAGAAGAAGAUCUACGAGAAAACCACCCUUUCUUCGAUACGCCUCUUUUUGCUGUACCAAGAGAGAGUAAAUUUAGAAAAUUUUGUCAAAUGAUUGUCUAUGCUCGAUAUGAUGCCAGGUUAAAGGACCCUCUUACUGGAAAAGAAAGAAAAGUUCAAUACAAAACCCUGCAUAAUUUCCUUGGAUUAGUUACUUACCUAGAUUGGGUGAUGAUAACUAUGACAACCUUAUCAUGUUUAUCAAUGAUGUUCGAGACACCAUCCUACCGAGUUAUGGAGAACGCCAGUUUACAAAUAGCCGAGUAUGGAUUUGUCAUUUUUAUGAGUAUCGAAUUGGCUCUCAAGAUUUUGGCAGAUGGCUUAUUCUUCACUCCAAAAGCUUACGUUAAGGAUGUUGCAGCAGUGUUGGAUGUCUUUAUCUAUGUAGUUAAUUUAACUUUCCUCUGUUGGAUGCCGAAAAGCGUUCCACCUAACUCUGGGGCACAAUUGCUUAUGAUACUACGAUGUCUGAGACCCCUGAGAAUAUUUACUUUAGUUCCCCAUAUGAGUAAAGUCGUAUACGAGCUUUGUAGAGGAUUUAAAGAAAUUCUGUUGGUAUCGACACUUUUAAUUCUUCUGAUGUUCAUAUUUGCCAGCUUUGGAGUACAAUUGUACGGUGGAAGAUUGGCGCGUUGUAACGAUCCUAAUAUAACAAGAAGAGAAGAUUGCGUGGGGAUGUUUAUGAGGAGAGUUUUUGUUACAAAAAUGAAAGUUCAACCUGGUGAAAAUGAGUCAUUUCCAGCUAUCAUGGUACCUCGAGUUUGGGCAAAUCCAAGAAGAUUCAAUUUUGAUAAUAUAGGAGAUGCAAUGUUGACUCUCUUUGAAGUAUUAUCUUUUAAGGGGUGGUUGGACGUUAGAGAUAUUCUCAUCAAAAACUUAGGUCCUGUGCAUGCUAUAUAUAUCCACGUCUACAUUUUCUUGGGUUGCAUGAUUGGACUAACUUUGUUCGUUGGUGUUGUCAUUGCAAAUUAUUCUGAAAACAAGGGAACAGCUCUCUUAACAGUUGACCAAAGACGAUGGUGUGAUUUAAAAAAGCGACUAAAAAUUGCCCAACCCCUACACCUUCCUCCAAGACCUGACGGUAAAAAGUUUAGAGCGUUUAUCUACGAUAUCACACAAAAUAUAAAGUUUAAAAGGACAGUAGCCUUUAUGGUUCUAAUAAACAGUGCACUUUUGAGUGUUACGUGGAAUAAAGAAAACGCCCAUACUGAAAUAUUAGCCACAAUUGACAUUAUUUGUACACUCGUUUUCGUGAUUGAAGUUGUUAUGAAGAAUAUAGCUUUUACUCCUAGAGGCUAUUUACAGUCAAGAAGAAAUCGAUACGACCUAUUUGUUACUGUCGUAGGAGUUAUUUGGAUGUUCUUCCAUUGCAUGUUCAGGAAUGAUUUAACAUACUUCAUAGGUUUCAUGGUAGUAAUUCUUCGUUUCUUCACUAUAACCGGUAAACAUGCCACGCUCAAAAUGUUAAUGCUAACAGUUGGUGUGUCCGUAUGUAAAAGCUUUUUCAUCAUAUUUGGAAUGUUUUUACUCGUGUUUUUCUACGCAUUAGCUGGAACCAUCAUUUUCGGAACUGUGAAGUAUGGUGAAGGCAUUGGAAGGAGAGCAAAUUUUGAGUCUCCUGUAACAGGCGUUGCUAUGCUAUUUAGAAUCGUAACAGGAGAAGAUUGGAAUAAAAUUAUGCACGAUUGUAUGAUUCAACCGCCAUUUUGUACUCCAGCUGACAAUUACUGGCAAACGGAUUGCGGAAAUUUCUAUGGUUCAUUAAUAUACUUUUGUACUUUUUAUGUUAUCAUCACAUAUAUCGUGUUGAAUCUACUAGUGGCUAUUAUCAUGGAGAACUUCUCUCUGUUUUACUCUAACGAAGAAGAUGCACUUUUAUCAUAUGCGGAUAUUCGAAACUUUCAAAAUACUUGGAAUGUUGUUGACAUUCACCAGAGGGGCGUAAUACCUGUACGUAGGGUCAAAUUUAUUUUAAGACUGUUAAAAGGGCGUCUAGAAGUGGACCCUCAAAAAGACAGGUUGUUAUUUAAGCACAUGUGUUAUGAACUGGAAAGACUUCAUAACGGAGAAGAUGUUACGUUUCAUGACGUCAUAAACAUGUUGUCCUAUCGAUCGGUCGAUAUAAGGAAAGCUUUACAAUUAGAGGAGCUGUUAGCAAGAGAAGAAUUCGAAUAUAUUAUUGAAGAAGAAGUUGCUAAACAGACUAUAAGAACGUGGUUAGAAGGAUGUCUCAAAAAAAUACGGUCAACUAAUAAACAACAAAGCAGUCUAAUGGCAGGUCUACGAGCAACAAACGAAGCUUUAUCAAUGCCGGACCCAAUGGAAGAACGUAAAAGUGGAAGUCCAGAUCAAGAAAACGAAGUUGAAGCAAAUAAAGAAAACGAGCCACGGAAGCAAAAAGCUGUUAAUCUUCCCAGGUCAGAUAGUAUAGGUAGCAGCUCCGUAGGAAAUUUUUAGCCCCCACUCUCUCAGACCCAUCCGCCAGACAAGAGAAAGAGAGGAUAGUAACAAAGAAGAAAAAUAACAGACCUUCAGUAGUGGUUAAUAAAAAUUUAUCGCAUUUAAACGAAAGCGAAAACAGGAUGCCAAGAGAAGUUUACAAUAGCAAAACUACCGUUCCAAAAGCUAAUAACACUUUAAACGAAAUCAAGGACUGGUGGAAUGAACAGCUGGCGUACGUUUCUUCAAGUGAUGAAGAAUAAAUAGAGUUUUAUUAGACAUUUAAAAAAAAAUGUUCAAAAUUAACGUUUUUCAGUCACAAAAAUUGUAUUAUUUUUUGGUUAAGUUGUGGUAAAGUAUCAUAGAGAAAACCAAAACAAACAAAAUACAUCAAGGUUUAUUAAAAUCGGCUGACUAGAUCCGGUGAUCAACUGUCGGCCAGUUUUAAAAAUGUAGUUUUGUGGAAAACGUGUUUUUUAGUUUUUUUUACAAAUAUUUAUUUCAAAAUCGGUUCUAUAGAAAUAGAACUGAGAAUCUACGAGACAGCUAACAAUACAAGAUGUAAAAGUAUUUUACAGAGUUAUUUUUGAAGGUGAAAGUAAUCUAGAGAUGUAAAAAAAUGAGUUUUUGAAAAUUCUAGACGGUAAUAGUACCUUAAAUACUUUUUAUACUUUAAUUAAAAAUCGUUAAUAGACUCUUUAGCACAAAAUCCUUGUUUCUACUUAAAACUCUCAAAAUUUAAAUCUUCUUCAGGGACCCUCAUGCAUUUAAGGCAUUCUGACAGAGUGGUACACCUCCAAAAUAAAAAUAUUGAUAAAAUUAUUGUGUAAAUCUUCCCUGCGAUAUAAGAAAUUACAUUCCCACUAUUUUAAGUAUAUUUGAAAUUUUUUAAACACAGAAUAUUUUAAUUAUUUCAAAAUGUAUUGUACUUUUUAAAAAUAUUUUCUGAAAAAUUCAAAUUUUUGUAUUUUGAUUUGAGUUAGGCUAUUAUAUAUUUUUAAAUAAAGAAUAAACUUGAUGCCUAACGUAUUUAAUAAAAAAAUUAAAUAAAAAAACCUAUUUAUUGAAAUUUAAGUAACAUUUUUAUUACAAAAUAAAAAACUUGUUAACCCCAUUGGUACCAUCAAAAUACUAUUUAUAUUCACUGAAUUGAUAUUUCCGGAGCAUUACCAACUCAUCUGUCUCAAAUACAGUUCUCAAUGUUGUGAAAAAGAAUAGUAUUAUGGAGGGAUAUAUGGUUUUAUUUGAAUAAAGAAGAAAAUAUUUACAGAACUGAUUACUAUUAUUCAGAAAUGAUAUUAAAGUUUAAGUAUGACCGUUAAUGUUAGAGUACUUACAUUUGUAUAAAGAAUGUUUUAGAAGAAAUAAAGAUUAG